CAGUUUUGUUUGACAGAAGAAACAGUUGAAAUUAAACUCCACGACAUUAUUUUAAUUUUUUGACUAUUUUGUAAACAUUUUACAAACUUUCAAUGCUGUGGUUUGCUGUAUUGACCCUGUCCAUUGGAUUAUAUUGUUAACUAAACAAAAUUUCAUUCAUAAUUGCUAAGUGCCGCGUUUGUUAUGAUGGAAGUGGACAGUGUGGAAACUUGGAGUAAUAACAGUGGGGACAAUGGGAAAUUUGUGAAUUUGAAGGCAUUUGUGACUGCCGCUCGUGAAUUUGAGGCUACGCACAGCGAGAACUCCGUGAAUUUGAUGACCCGCUACCUAGGCCUGGUAGCGUCUUCGUGUGACUUGUCGGUGUUCUCGCCGGGGCGGGCGGAGGUGUGUGCGUUCUUCAGCUCGCUAUGGCGCGUCAUGGGGGACCCCCGCGGCCCGCACUGGGCCGGCCUGGCCGCGCUUGCGAGGGCCGCCGUGGAACCCAAUGCGAGAUACGCGCUUACACAUACUUACAAGUUUAUGCCAAUACUGGCAAGACUACUAUCCAACACAAUAUCAAAUGAGAAGAAAAUCAAAUUAUUAUCAGUGAUGCAGGACAUCUCUUAUGGUAUCAAAAUAACCUGGCAGGAGUCAUACCUCCCCGGUCUACUCAAACAGCUGACGGAGUGGAUCACUCAGCCGAUGACCGAUCCGCACCUACGCAGCAUCGGACAUCAAUCUCUGACUGUACUUGUCAAUGUCUGCCAUGGGAACCCACCAGCAAUACAUGCACUUAUGAGGACUGUAGAUACCAAGGAUUUUGUUGUCCAUCUUAUCAGUUUAAAGGACGGCGGCUACGGAGGCGUAGAAGUGUGCCGCCUGCUGCUCUGCCUGUCGGGCGCGCGCGCGGGCCCCCGCCACGGCGACGUGCACAGCUACCUGUGCUGCACCAUGCGCACGUUCAAGAAGGCCGUCGUUUCGCGCAACUUCAGUCAGCUGCUCCACGCACAGACUCUGAUGUCGGAGCUGUGUGCGGACGCGGCGCUGAGGCCCGCCGUGCUCGCCUACCCACACUACAGCACUGCACUUGGGGAGGCUCUCACGGAUGUGGAGGCCCUAUGCGGCGCCGGCGGCGACGAACCCGAUGUCGCGGCCGACUGUCUCACACACGCGCUGAAGCUACUCACACAUCUUGUUAGUUUGGACCUAUACAGCCUGCGCGGCCACCACUGCCAGCUAGUCCGCCUGUGCGUGCUAGCGAGCCGCAUUGCUCUGCCCGAGGCACUCGAGCUGUUUGCAGCUGUAGUCACGCAGUAUAGAGACGAAGGUCGUCUACCACAAGAGCUGAUAUCGGCUCUAUCUGACGGUCUGCCGGGGAUCCUGGCGCCGCCCGCGCUCGACCCGGGGAAGGCCGGCUUGCAGUGGUUACGCGUGAUCGGUGCGCUGUGCGCGUCUUCGGACACGCAGGAGCAGGUGCUGGUGAAGGUGGCCCCGGACAGCUUCGAGGACACCCUGUAUAGCGUGCUGCAGACCGAGGCGCAGAACGGUGAGAUAGGACUGGAGUCGUCACAACAAGCCGUGGUGGUCGCUUGCAGAGCAGUAUUAACUCUUGCACCUUUAUCCCAGGAGUGGGAGCAAGCACUCGCUAGGAUGCUGGCUCAUCAUCAGGUUCGAAAGCUGCUGUGUGCAGGCCUCUGCAGCAACAAGCCGACGAGAAGAAGACAGAUACUGCAGCUAGUCAAACACCAUUACUUCCCGUCAGAUCAAAUGAAUCAGGUAUUCGGCGAGUCGGUGUCCCCCAACGAGUCCACACACGAGGCGCCGCCCGUGUCGCCCGACGACGCCUGGUCGGCGCCCGUGUCGCCCGCGCAGGAGCAAGCCAUUGACGCGCUCAUUGAGAAACUCAACGCGCAGAAAGAUAAGAUAACGGACGUGGCGACGUCGAGCGUGAUGGAGCUAUACGGCUACAAGAUGACGUGUCUCGAGCAGCGGUUGCACUCCUACACCGUGGCGUUACAGGGCGCGACAGAGAACAUAGCCUCACUACAACACGCGGCCGCCCUGCUGCAGGCCACGGGCGCCGCGCAACAGCAAGUUUUAUACACCACGCAACUGCAGAACGAGAAACACAUGGCGACAAUCGACGCGCAACAGAAGCAGCUCCAAGACGCGGAGACAGCCGUCCGCGGGUUGCGAGCCAAGCUGGCGGCGGAGCGGGCGGAGCGGGCCGCCGCCCAGCACGCACUGCGCCUCGAGCUCACCCAGCAGAUGCAGACUUUUGAAAACGAGAUGAAAAUGCGAGAGAAAGAAAACGAAGAGAAAUUGAAACAGGCGCAAAUUGACGUGCAGACGCUAGAGAAGAAAUUGGAAAAACAGGCGACAAAGAACACUGAAUUGGCCGGCGUUCUAGUCAAGUUUGAAGAACGCGUGAAGCAGCGAGACAAGCGGUUAGAGGACGCGCACAACGCAGAAGCGGCCAUUAAGAAAGAUAAUGAACAUAAAGAGAUGACAAUAAAGCAACUCGAGAAGACGGUGCUAGAGCGAGAGAACAGACUCUACCAGGUGACCACGCAGCUCGAGGAGAUGAAGAGAGUUCAGGAGAUGGUCGCCAAGCUCAUGAGCAAGAGCAAUAAUGCGCCCAGCUGAGGACUAUAGUCUAUUUUUUUUACAAACGAG
Plutella xylostella (diamondback moth) is the source of this 2655-nucleotide messenger RNA. RefSeq lists its product as uncharacterized. The record is from RefSeq and is a predicted model, not a curated record. NCBI's taxonomy places the organism in Eukaryota, Metazoa, Arthropoda, Insecta, Lepidoptera, Plutellidae.